AUGCGAAUAUCGCGCAUGCUCUGCCGGUGUGUCGGGGACUGCUCCAGGGUCAUCCAGCGGAUUAUCGUGGAGCAGGAUGACAUGGAUGAGAAGGGUACAGUGGAGGUGCUCUACGAGGAUCUGUCCAAGUGGAAAGCCCAUUUAACCAGGGCGAGGAAAUACAUGGUCCUCGUGGAGCAAGAGGAAGAAAUCGAGCGGGACAAACUAGCCCUGAGGGAUGCAUAUAUGCACCUGAAGGGCAACCUCGCUCGGGUAGAGAGGACGGACAUUGGAUUGGACCCCUGGCUGCCGACCACCAGCACCAGGGGAACCAACACAAAGGGAGCGGGCCUUGUUUUAGCUGCAUUACGCUUUUAUGCAUCAGGCAGUUAUCAGAAUUGCAUAGGAAAAAAUAUUCACAUGGCUAUUAGUCAACCUUCGAUCAGCAGAUGUGUUCGAAAUGUGACUAAUAUUCUUAAUCGUCCAGAAAUAUUUAACACUUGGGUAUGCUUUCCUAACAACCUUCAAAAGCUGCAGCAACUACGUAACAAAUUUUGGAUUAAGCAUCGCUUUCCUGGAGUGAUUGGUUGUAUAGACUGCACUCAUGUAGCAAUUGUUCCACCUCCUAAAGAAGAUGAGAAUUAUCCUGAACAUAUAUAUGUAAAUAGAAAAGGAUAUCAUUCAAUUAAUGUACAAUUGAUAUGUGAUUCUGAUCUUAGGAUUAUGAAUGUUAAUGCCCGAUAUCCAGGAAGCACGCACGAUUCGUAUAUCUGGAAUAAUAGUAAUGUUCUUCCUAUAAUGCAAGAUAUUUACAAUCGUGGACACAACUUUUUUUUACUAGGUGAUUCCGGUUAUGCGCUUAGACCUUGGAUGAUGACUCCAAUAAUGGACAAUAAUCUUAAUAUUGCAACAAGAAGAUACAAUGAUCGGCAAAAGAGCACUAGAUCGCUUAUUGAACGUUGCAAUGGUGUUUUAAAGAUGAGAUUUCGUUGCUUGUUGAAACAUAGAGUCUUGCAUUACCGACCAGAUGUGUGCUCAAAAAUUAUCAAUGCUUGUACCAUAUUACAUAAUAUGUGCAUUCAUGAUAAAGUGCCUUUACCUGAUGAAGCAUUUAAAGAUGAAGUAUUGGAUUUUGUUUUUUAA
Nylanderia fulva is the source of this 1122-nucleotide messenger RNA. The record is from RefSeq and is a predicted model, not a curated record. NCBI's taxonomy places the organism in Eukaryota, Metazoa, Arthropoda, Insecta, Hymenoptera, Formicidae.